AUGCAACCUAAGAUGGACCACUCGUGGCAUUCAUACGCCGACGCCAUCAAGAGUUCUACCAGGUUACCCGACGGUAUAGAAAACGUUGAUUUUCCCAUCGCAUAUAAUCAUGACCCCUAUUUGAUUGAUUCUCACGUCAUUAAACCUAUAGGAAGUCCCGUUGAAAGUUUUAAGGGCAUUGUAACAGGUAAUUAUGAUCCCCGCUCGCCCAUCCCAAAUUUACCAAUGAGCAGUCCUGAUAUCUAUAACAACUACAACUACAAAAGUAUAGUAAAUCCAGUGUCUACAAAUAAAUACGAAAACAAUAUAAACAGAAUCAGCUCACACCAUGAUCAAUCCUAUGAACGUCCUAUUUUUGGUCGUACAUUUAAUGAAAAAGUAUGGGGAAAAGAAUUUGAUUCCUUACAGCCUGAGAAUAUGACAAAUCUGUUGAAGACUUCUAAGGAUAAAACUGAACAAGUUGACCCUAAUGACUCUUUUACUACAGCUAGUCUAACUAGUAUGAUAGGAGGAGAUACUCUACAAAGGUGGAAAAUACCUGAAUCAAAGAUGCCUAUUACACCAACAGAUACAAUCAUUCCUAUCGAAAACGCUGCCAAACACCUGGGAGAGGUUAAAGAUGCCGAUAACGACAACAUGUCUAGCACAUCCAAUUACCGUGAUGUACAAGACGUUGAUACCAACGGCUUCACCACAAAUGUAUCAAUAUCAAGGUUUUCAUUAGACAAAUCUGGUUGCAUGAAUCAUCGUAAUAAUGAAAUUCGUAACAAUUCUUCCAGUGGAUGUACUGAUACUACGAUCUCCUUCAAAUGGAAUUUUCUUAUGAAUGAAUCUUCAGAAAGUGAAAAGCUAGAAGCAUUCAAACAACUCGUUUCCGUUUCAAGUGAAUCAGAGAUCCCUUCGAUCAUAUCGUAUUUAAUACAGCUUAUUUCUAUGCGAAACUGCCACAGGGCGUUCGCCAUUAGAGCCCUUACCUUCACCCUGGCAUCCCAUCCCGAAAUAGUUACUUCUUCAUUCCAAUUAGAGUAUGUUGAAAAAUUGUUCAUCCAUCCAUCAGUAGACGAUUUGGGGGCUUCGUUUUUAAGAUUGUUAUUAAAUAACAUGGCUAAUAUUCAACAUAGUGAUGAUGAGUCGAAUGGUUACGCGGAAACCGCCAAGAGUUACAUUUGGAAAGUCCUGCAAAUUUGCUGUGACCGCGCUGGUUGCAACAACAUUGAACUGCUACGUUCUAGUCGAUUGCGUGAUUGGGUCUGUACGUUCUGGUACGAAAUGCCCUUUUCAAUUCAAGACAUUGAUAUAGGUCAGAUCUGUCUGAGUUGGAUUAACAAUCGCCAUGAUGCAAUGUAUCUGAAAGAUGGCCCAUUUGCUCUUCUGGCUAGGGAACGAGAUUCUAGGGGUCAACUUGGUGUUUUAUGGUUAUUUGAAAAUUUCAUCCAAUUCGUAUUUAAACAUUCUUCCAACCUGAGUAUCGACUUUCAGUAUGUAAUACGCAUGUGUGGUGUGGAUCAUCAGUCAAAAAAUGAGCAAAACAGUACCGUAUCAUAUAUUGAGUGUUUAAGCGCCUACUUUAAGAAUUAUAAGGGUGGCAUGAAGGGCAUCAUUCGUGAUGGGAUUGACGAAUUGGACAAUGAAAAUACUGUAACAAACGUAUAUUACUCACACAUAUUAGAUGUAUGGAUAGCACUAUCCUGUAUUCCAUGGCCGCCCCGUCACCCGAAUACUCCGCAUUUACAACUGCUAUCGCAUUUCUUUCAGUUUAUAAUUCUGGAGUCUAACACUCCCAUCGCACAAUCACUGCAGCUUUCACUCAUCAGAGCUUCCAUCUGCAUUUCAAUAUCCCGCAUCGCAGCUCCAAUUAACGCAGAAGAUGCCGCAUUACAAGUUAUCACUCUAAUGUUGCACGGUAAUAGACCGUUUAUUCAUGAACAAGUUGCUCCACGCGUUUUGAGUGGUGUAAUGAACUUCAUACGCCGUAGACUAUUUUUGUGGCAUAGUGUUGACAGCGGGAUAUCUCGUCAAACAAUACAGACCGUGCAAACGCUAUACGAUAUAAUCAAUCAAGUAGUCACUGCUUCAGACAUCAACGAAAUUGAUAAUAAUGAUAUGGACGCAUUGUUUUUGUCCAAACAACAACAUAAACCUUUAUUUCCCCGCGCUAAUAUAUACAAUCAUGACGCCAACGAAGCGAAUGAAGAUAUAUCGAAUGAUAUCAUUGAUUACGUAUCAUCUAAUCGUGAAACUAGUGUGGAUGGGGCCAAUAGAUUGAAAUUUUUCCUAAGUCCGCCUAUGGAUAGUCCAACUAGUGAAUACAAAAACGAGUCAAGUGUGAACGUUGAUUUGGCUUACAUUGCAAAUCGUCAAAAUCACGUGGACUUGAAUAGUCUAGAUAACACUUUCCUUAACGGUCAAGGACAGAGUGUCAGUCACAGUAGCCAGGGCCAAACGAGUUUCAAAAAUCAACAAAAUUCUGGUAAAAGUAAUGGCAAACAAGUUGAACCUCCAAUCCCAGCUCCAGGGCUUAAAAAUUUGGGAAAUACCUGUUAUUAUAACAGCAUAUUACAGGCUCUAUAUCAUACUGACGAUUUCUUGGCUACUAUGUUUGGAUGCGACGGAGAUCCAGAAAUUAAGAAGAUGAACGUAGAGUUUUAUAAAGGGCUCCAAAAGUUGUUUAAAAAAAUGCUCACCUGUGGCAAAGAUCACGUAAAUCCAUCGUCUUCAUACAAACAACUACCUUCUCAGUUUAAAAACAAGCAUCAACACGAUACCACUGAAGUCGCCAGGUAUAUUCUUGACGAAUUGGGUUGUGAUAAACUUUCAAUGUGGAAGGGGUUAUUUGCUGGCCUGGUUAUCCAGCGCAUAAAGUGUAAGUGUGGUUACGUUUCAGACACCCAUCAAACAAUUAUUGACUUUUCUUUUGCCCUAGCAGCACUCAAUGAUUAUGAAGAAUCUUCUAUACAAAACUUAAUGGAUGGGUUUUUGAAGAAGGAGAAGUUGACGGGUGAUAAUAAGUACUUUUGCAACAAGUGUAACAGGAAUAGGAAGGCAGAAAAAUGGAAUGUGAUCGCUUCACCGCCAAUUCAUCUAAUGGUCAUUUUGAAUAGGAAUCUUUGGGAAAUUGGUAGUGAUGGUAGAGGAACGCCUGAGAAGAUUUUAAGGCAUGUGCAUAUAAACCAUACAUUAACUGUGUGCGGAUUUACUUAUUGUCUCUAUGGCUCAAUAAUACACCAAGGAUAUAGCACAGAUUCGGGGCAUUAUUAUUUCGUGGGAACCAGAUCCGAUUCUGUUAGAUAUCCUGAAAAGUGGUAUAAAAUGGAUGAUACGAUCGCCAGCAGAGUUGGACCGGAGUAUAUUGAAGAUACUUCUAGCGACCAAAGUAACACUCACGUGCCGUAUGUGUUAUUCUAUCGCUGCAAUCAGGCACAUCGGUCCAAUAGUAUUUAUAUCUGA
This is a messenger RNA of Babesia microti strain RI, 3447 nucleotides long. Its product is annotated as Ubiquitin carboxyl-terminal hydrolase 25. The transcript has a single exon. Gene Ontology annotation, biological process: protein deubiquitination. The coding region runs from base 1 to 3447 and encodes 1148 amino acids. Gene Ontology annotation, cellular component: nucleus; cytosol. Lineage: Eukaryota; Apicomplexa; Aconoidasida; Piroplasmida; Babesiidae. Gene Ontology annotation, molecular function: cysteine-type deubiquitinase activity; cysteine-type endopeptidase activity. The record is from RefSeq and is a predicted model, not a curated record.